AUGGCCAUCAAACCCAUCACUGGUAUGCUCAAACGGGGCCUCGUCGUCGACUUGUCCAUCGGUCUAGGUAUCGGAAUGGUAAUGGGUAGCGCUUACUGGUACGGAUACCACAUGCCUCGCACCCACGGCCGAGACAACUUCUACAAACAAUUGGAAGCCGAGCGCGCUGCCAAGUCCGGUUAG
Messenger RNA from Xylaria bambusicola, 183 nucleotides. RefSeq lists its product as uncharacterized. The coding region runs from base 1 to 183 and encodes 60 amino acids. The record is from RefSeq and is a predicted model, not a curated record. NCBI's taxonomy places the organism in Eukaryota, Fungi, Ascomycota, Sordariomycetes, Xylariales, Xylariaceae. Gene Ontology annotation, biological process: mitochondrial electron transport, cytochrome c to oxygen. The transcript has 4 exons.